This is a messenger RNA of Beauveria bassiana ARSEF 2860, 996 nucleotides long. RefSeq names its product OST3/OST6 family protein. The coding region runs from base 1 to 996 and encodes 331 amino acids. Gene Ontology annotation, cellular component: oligosaccharyltransferase complex. The transcript has 3 exons. Lineage: Eukaryota; Fungi; Ascomycota; Sordariomycetes; Hypocreales; Cordycipitaceae. The record is from RefSeq and is a predicted model, not a curated record.
AUGCGUCUCUCGUCGCCCUUAAUAGGUGCAUGUCUUUUAUUAGGAGUUUUAUCCGCCGAGAAAAAGUCUUCUGAGCAACGAUUCAAUGAAUUUCAUCAGCUGUCGAAGAGCUCUCCUUCUCUCCAGUUGAAAGAGACCGCUUACAAGUCAUUGACGUCGUACCCUCGCAACUACAGCGCGGCUGUUCUUCUCACGGCUCUCGAUGCACGAUUUGGCUGCCAGCUCUGCCGUGAAUUUCAGCCGGAAUGGGACUUGUUGGCCAAAAGCUGGCACAAGGGAGACAAGACCGGAGAGUCUAGACUUUUAUUUGGUUCCUUGGAUUUUGAGAAUGGCAAAGAUGUUUUUGCUUCGAAGGCCCUUACGCUGCGUCUUCGCCUGAGCCAAUUCGAUACGAUUUCACGACGGGGCAAGUUGUCUAUCAUGGAUUGCGUCGUUCUAUCUCUAACAAAUUAUAGCGCCGCUGGAGCUGAGAACAUUCAUGCCUGGCUUUCGCGACACAUGACCGGCCGACCGACGCCUGCGGUAAAGCGACCCAUCAAUUACAUGCGCUGGGCGACUGGAAUUACGAUCUUCCUGGGGGUUGGAACCGCAUUGGCUACUGCCUCGCCAUAUAUUCUACCCAUCAUCCAAAACCGCAACAUCUGGGCAUCCAUUAGCCUAGUGUCUGUCCUACUCUUUACAAGCGGUCACAUGUUCAAUCAUAUUCGCAAGGUCCCAUACAUUGCGGGAGACGGCAAGGGCAGUAUAUCAUACUUUGCUGGUGGUUUCCAGAACCAAUUCGGCCUUGAGACGCAAAUCGUUGCUGCUAUCUACGGACUCCUUUCUUUUUGCACGAUCACUCUCGCAAUCAAGGUGCCGCGCAUGACUGAUGCCAAGACCCAGCAAGUGACAGUUCUUAUAUGGGGCGCAGUUUUGUUCCUCAUGUACAGCUUUCUGUUGAGCGUCUUUCGCUUCAAGAAUGUGGGCUACCCGUUCUCUCUUCCCCCUUUCAUGUAG